AUAGAAAAUACAAGCGCUUCGCUGCUUUUAGUCGUGCUGUGGUUUAAACACGUCGCACCGGAUUAGCUGACGGAAGUGCAUACGUGGGUGAAAAUCAAAUAAUUCUCGAAGACAAAAGACGGUGUCCGUGAACUUGACCAGUCGCUGGUUUUCACGUUGAUGGUUUGUCUUUUCGCAUUUCUUGUGUCGCACGCGUUUAGGAGGUGCCAUCGUCACUUUUCAAAGGAGACCGCCGCUUCGGAGCAUUCACGUUUAGUUGGCGCGUCGUUGCCGCAUUGUCGUGACGCGAUUCGUCGACCGUACUGUGGCUCGCAGCCAGUCAGAAUAGCUGGCGAAUGGCACGGAGUGGUGAGAGACUAGCAGUGAGGGGAAGAAAGUGAGUAGCCAGGGCCAGUUCUCUUAGAGACACUCUGAACUGCGGAUCGCUUUAAGUGUUUCUCCGGAUUUUCGGAAGAAUAAGAAGAGAAAAACGAAUGAGCAUACGCAUUGCGAAACAAUGUACGGAGGACUAUAUCGAUGGUAUGUCGAUCGCGAGUGAUGCUUCUCGUCGAGACCGUGUCCGCAUGGAGUUUGUCUCGUGAACGAUACUCGUAAUUAAAUUUGGACACUGCGCACGAAGAUUUAUUGGUGAUAUCAGGAUCAUCACAGCACGGAAUGGUUGUUCGAGGCUGCCACAUCAUUCAACCGAUACGCUCACGCGAUCGUGUGAUCGAUUGAUCAUACGCUGACUACGGUGACUAGGAAAAAACGUGCGCGAACGCUUGGCGAUCCAUUCUUACGGAGUGUCUUAAUAGUGAUUAUUAUCAGUGACUUAGAGAGUUCGCGAUUGACUUUCAUGUCAUCGCUUCGUGGACGGAGGUGAACUUAAAUAAAAGACCGGUGGUGAUUUGGACGACGGGUUUAUUCACCGGUGUGAUCGAUUGACAUUUUCGGCGUGCCCCGUUGAUUUUCUUGACGUCGAACGGUAUCAGAAAAGGGCAGCAAACUGUACGGGCACAGGCAAGAAGAGAUGCACACGAUGGAGACGGACAUGAAGGGCGGCAGUCUGCAUGCUCAGAUGCCACCGCAUCCACACCAGGGUGUAUCGCCGAUGGGCCAUCAUACAGGGAUGUCUCCUUAUGGAUCUUUAGGCUCGAUAGUUCACAGCUCUGCACUGUCGGGAAGUCCACCCAGCGCGGGUGGCUUGGGUCUUGGUCUUCAACAUCAUCACCAAACUUCUCAACAUCAUUACGCAAUGUCAGCUGCCGCCGUCGCCGCCGCAGCCGUACAACAACAGCAACAACAACAGCAGCAACAAAGCAUGCACGCAAUGGCGGUUCAACAGAGCGCUCAGCAACAGCAACAUCACGCUCAUCAGCAGUCACAACAGCAACAAUCGCAGUCGCAGCAGCAUCAUCAGGCUAAUAAUCACAGCAAUCCAAAUAAUCCCAACAACCCCAACAAUUCUUCUAACGCCAAGAAUAAUAACAUGGAUCGCGUAAAGAGGCCGAUGAAUGCCUUCAUGGUAUGGUCGCGUGGGCAACGGCGCAAGAUGGCUCAAGAAAAUCCUAAAAUGCAUAAUUCCGAAAUAUCGAAACGCCUUGGUGCUGAAUGGAAACUUCUCAGCGAAGGGGACAAGCGUCCGUUCAUCGACGAGGCGAAACGGCUGCGCGCUGUUCAUAUGAAAGAGCAUCCUGAUUACAAGUAUCGGCCGCGCCGCAAGACAAAGACGCUCAUAAAGAAAGACAAGUUCCAACUCGGCGGAGCAGUUGCUGGAGUCGGCGGAAUGCUCGGCGUGGAUCAACGGCAAGUAGGUACCAGCGGAGGACCACAACAACCGCAAUUGCCGCGUGAUGUAUAUCAGAUGCCCAAUGGAUACAUGCCCAACGGUUACAUGAUGCCUGAUCCGACAACGUAUCAACAACACGUCGCGUAUAGCAGUCACAUGGGUGGUGCCGCAACCGCUGCCUCGGCUGUGGCCUACCCCAGGUACGAUUCCAUGGGACAUCAUAUCGGUGGCAGCAGUCCCAGCCCUAUCAACAUGAACGGCUACGGCGGAUACGGCGGAUACGGUGCUACUGUACCUGGCGGAUCACCAUCACCUUACCAUCAGGCUCAAACGGGUUCUCAGAUAUCCAGUAGUCAUAGUCCUAGUGGCAGCAGCAUAAAGUCCGAGCCGACGAGCCCGGCGAGCGGCGGCAUACACACGCCGACGCCGACGGGCGGCCCAACACCGACGGGUGCGGCUGGUCCUGCCGGACAGGUCAAGAGAGAAUACAUGGGGCAGCAAACGAGCCAACAGACAUCGCAAGGCGAUCUCCGGCAGAUGAUCUCAAUGUAUCUGCCGCAAGGCAUCGAGCAGGGAGUCGUGCAACACGGUGGAAGCGUCUACCCACCGGGUCCAUCACCUGAUUCUUUGACGCAGCACCAUACCAUGCAGCCGAUUUCACAUAUGUCAGAUAGCGAUCGUAAAAUGUUAAACCCAGAAACUGGCUGCUACUCCGAAUCCGUACGAGCAUGGGAUUGGAACGCGACGGGCAACGUACGCGUGCAGGAAUCCUGGCCGACGUGAACGACUCUCGCCGCGACAAUGUCGAACCAUUCCACCACCGAAGGAUCAGGCUCCUUGAUUGUUUCGCGCGCUACGAGCCGAGCCACUGUGCGCACUGUGCAUCGAGACGCUGCCGCGCGGAGCUACCCCAGCCCAGAACCAGUUAUGAACAUAUGAUUAAGCUCGUUUUAAUAAGUUUUUAUGUAGACCUUACGCGUAAGGAUGUAUAAUAAAAAUAAGUGUUGAAUAAACCAGAUACGU
Molecule: messenger RNA, 2791 nt
Organism: Mycetomoellerius zeteki
Lineage: Eukaryota; Metazoa; Arthropoda; Insecta; Hymenoptera; Formicidae
Gene: SoxN
Product: SRY-box transcription factor soxNeuro
Exons: 4
Coding region: 1010-2551 (513 amino acids)
Biological process (GO): positive regulation of transcription by RNA polymerase II; neuron differentiation; negative regulation of transcription by RNA polymerase II
Cellular component (GO): nucleus
Molecular function (GO): RNA polymerase II cis-regulatory region sequence-specific DNA binding; DNA-binding transcription activator activity, RNA polymerase II-specific
Source: RefSeq, a predicted model, not a curated record